Molecule: messenger RNA, 1824 nt
Organism: Ornithorhynchus anatinus (platypus)
Lineage: Eukaryota; Metazoa; Chordata; Mammalia; Monotremata; Ornithorhynchidae
Gene: BMP4
Product: bone morphogenetic protein 4
Exons: 3
Coding region: 140-1540 (466 amino acids)
Biological process (GO): negative regulation of apoptotic process; BMP signaling pathway; negative regulation of transcription by RNA polymerase II
Cellular component (GO): extracellular region
Molecular function (GO): BMP receptor binding; cytokine activity; growth factor activity
Source: RefSeq, a predicted model, not a curated record
AAACAGCCGGUUCUGGCCGGGAGCCUCAUUAUAUUCCAAUAUUCCUUUCGGGAGCCAUUCCCCACCGCAGCGGCCCGAAGACCCUCCUGUCCGGCGACCUCGGCUCCGGCUCGGUGGCCAACAACCAUGGACUGUUUUUAUGUGCCUUGUUUUCUGGCAAGACACCAUGGUUCCUCGUAACCGAAUGCUGGUAGUGGUCUUCUUCUGCCAAGUGGUGCUGGGCGGCGGGGGCCAUGCCAGCCUGAUCCCUGGCCCGGGCAAGAAGCGGGGGGCGGAGGCGGAGGACGAGCCCCCCCCGGGCCGGGCGGGAGGCCGGAGGACCCCCGGGCCGCCCCCCGCCCCGGCCCAGGACCUGCUCAGGGGCUUCGAGGCGUCGCUGCUGCAGAUGUUCGGCCUGCGCCGCAGGCCCCAGCCCAGCAAGGCCGCCGUGGUCCCCGCCUACAUGCGGGACCUCUACCGCCUCCAGUCCGGGGUCGACGACGACGACGACGAAGAAGAAGACCCCCACCGCCGCCGGGACCGGGCCGCCGGCCGCCCCCCGGCCCGCCCCGGCCGCCUCGACUACCCCGACAGGCCGGCCAGCCGCGCCAACACCGUCAGGAGCUUCCAUCACGAAGAACAUCUGGACAGCAUCCCAGGGACCGGCGAAAACCUGGCUUUUCGUUUUGUCUUUAACCUCAGCACCAUCCCCGAGGACGAGGUGAUCUCCUCGGCCGAGCUGCGGCUGUACCGGGAGCAGGUCGACCAGAGCCCCGAAUGGGAGCAGGGCUUCCACCGGAUAAACGUUUACGAGGUCGUGAAGCCCCCGGCGGCCUCGGCGGCCGGCCCCGGCCCCCUCAUCACGCGACUGCUGGACACGCGGCUGGUCCACCACAACGUGAGCCGCUGGGAGAGCUUCGACGUGAGCCCCGCGGUCGCCCGCUGGACCCGGGGCCGGCGGCCUAACCACGGGCUGGCCGUGGAGGUGACCCACCUGCACCGGGCCGGGGCCCACCAGCGGCGCCGCCAGCAGGCCCGCCACGUCCGGGUCAGCCGCUCCUUACCUCACGGCGACGGGGACUGGGCCCAGCUGAGGCCGCUCCUGGUCACCUUCGGCCACGACGGCCGGGGCCACGCCCUGACCCGCCGGGCGGGCCGGGCCAAGCGCAGCCCCAAGCAGCACCACCCCCAUCCGUCCCCGCACCACCACCACCACCACCCGCCCCCGCCGCGGCCCCGCAAGAAGAACAAGAACUGCCGGCGCCACUCGCUCUACGUGGACUUCAGCGACGUGGGCUGGAACGACUGGAUCGUGGCCCCGCCGGGCUACCAGGCCUUCUACUGCCACGGGGACUGCCCCUUCCCGCUGGCGGACCACCUCAACUCCACCAACCACGCCAUCGUCCAGACCCUGGUCAACUCGGUCAACGCCAGCAUCCCCAAGGCCUGCUGCGUGCCCACGGAGCUCAGCGCCAUCUCCAUGCUCUACCUGGACGAGUACGACAAGGUGGUGCUGAAGAACUAUCAGGAGAUGGUGGUGGAGGGCUGCGGGUGUCGCUGACGGGCGGCCGCCCGCCCUGCCCGCCCCCUCGUCCUCACGCACGCUCAGACACACACACACACACACACACACACACACACACUCUCCCACCCACGGACCGCUUCCCUAUAGCCGGACUUCGAUCGUUUUGGGUUUUGUUUUUUUUUUUAAAAAAGGAAAACUUAAACUCUCACCUUGACCUUAUUUAUGACUUUACGUGCAAAUGUCUUGACCAUAUUGAUCAUAUAUUUUGACAAAAUAUAUUUAUAACUACAUAUUAAAAGAAAAAAAUAAAAGGAGUCAUU